AUGACGUCCACGUCGGACAGUCGAUCGAUCUGCAAGAGAUUUGCAGCGGAAGGGGAAGAGGAUGCCGGGUGGGUGAGAAGGUUGGUUGAGGAUGUAGGAAAGGAUGGGGAAGAGGCGGCAAAUAAUAGGGGAGGUAGCCGUGGCGAGGAGGAUGGAGGAGGAGAAGCAGUGGAGGCGCAGAUGCAGGUGAAUUCAGGUGGUCGUACCGACCACUGCGCCUCAACCGGAACGAAAACGAGCCGCCACAGCUUGAAGACGCAGCAGCAAUGCAAAUCAUGCAAUGCAAAGCGCUGCGACGAUGCCAUGCCAUGCCAUAAUAAGGGGCAAGCCCGCGGCGUCUAUAGGUUGGAGAAACCCCCCACUCGCUGGGCACGCGCUUAG
Messenger RNA from Drepanopeziza brunnea f. sp. 'multigermtubi' MB_m1, 381 nucleotides. The record is from RefSeq and is a predicted model, not a curated record. NCBI's taxonomy places the organism in Eukaryota, Fungi, Ascomycota, Leotiomycetes, Helotiales, Drepanopezizaceae.